Marmota monax (woodchuck) is the source of this 1336-nucleotide messenger RNA. RefSeq names its product pecanex-like protein 4. The transcript has 3 exons. NCBI's taxonomy places the organism in Eukaryota, Metazoa, Chordata, Mammalia, Rodentia, Sciuridae. The record is from RefSeq and is a predicted model, not a curated record. The coding region runs from base 1 to 864 and encodes 287 amino acids.
AUGGCGAGAGAAGACCCUCAAUUCAUACAAAUGAAACCCAUCAAAAUAUUAACUGAGAGCCAUGGAAACCGGGAGCGGCUGCGGAGGCCUCUCUGGGAUCUUGUUGUGGGACCGCUGCAGCUUCUCUGCCUCCGCCUUCCGGCAGCAGCCAGCUUCCAGUGCGUGAGAAGGAUGAGUCCAGAUGUGCCUCUGCUGAAUGAUUACAAACAGGACUUCUUUCUGAAGCGCUUUCCACAGACUGUUCUAGGAGGCCCUCGACUCAGAUUAGGCUUUUAUGCCCCUCCUUACGUAUAUGUUAAUCAAAUUAUCCUUUUUCUGAUGCCAUGGGUUUUGGGUGGAAUAGGAACACUUUUGUACCAGCUGGGAAUCCUGAAAGACUAUUAUACGGCAUCACUUUCACGUGGACUAAUGCUUUUCACUGCAUUUGUCAUCCAGUUCACAAGUUUAUAUGCCCAAAACAAAUCAGCAACAGUACAAAGAAUGCUAACUACAGAUAUCUUAGCAGAGGAAGAUGAGCAUGAAUUUACAAGCUGUGCUGGUGCUGAGACUGUCAAAUUUCUAAUUCCUGGAAAGAAAUAUAUAGCCAAUAUAGUUUUUCAUUCUGUUCUUCCUGGGCUAGUAUGUGCUCUUGGAACAAGGUAUCUGCUUCCAAAUAGAAUAACCUUGCUGUAUGGCAGUAUAGGAGGCACUGCUCCUCUAUUUGUCUUUGGAUGGAUAACACUCUGUAUAGGAGAAUACUCAUUAAUUGUGAACACAGCUACAGAGACUGCAACUUUCCAACCUCAGGAUACUUAUGAAAUCACUCCUCUUAUGAGACCCAUUUAUAUUUUUUUCUUUGUUUCUGUAGAUCUUGCACACAGGUAAAAAACCUACCAAAUAUUUUAUAACUUGCUUUGUUUUUAUGUAUACCUGAUAAGAGAGCUUUUGCUAGUAUUUACAAAAAUGAAUCUGGAUUAAAAAUCAUGCCCAAAUCAUUGGGUGAUGGGUUGUUUUUAUGAUUAAUCUUAGAAGUAAUCAAUGUAAAACAUUUAUGCUAAAAAGUAAUAAUUAAAUCAUACUGAAAGGGGAAAAUUCCUUUUUCAAGAAAAGUAAACUAUUUUUCAAUCCUGUAUUUCAUUUUAAAGAAAGACCAUUGAGAAUCUAUAAGAUAACUGGGCCAAAACCUAUGAAAACAAUGGAACUUUCUUGAGGAGAAUGAGGAAAGAAUAAUUUAAAAGUUAUAUGUGUAAAUAUUAUACAGGUUGAGUGAAUUCAAGAUGACUAGAAAUUUUGUUAUAUAGGAGGAAUAUUGAUUUAUAAAUUAGUUUGUUAUAGAAGAAAAAUAAAAACAUUUAAA